Messenger RNA from Panicum hallii, 1109 nucleotides. RefSeq names its product GEM-like protein 4. The transcript is spliced from 2 exons. The coding region runs from base 176 to 826 and encodes 216 amino acids. Lineage: Eukaryota; Viridiplantae; Streptophyta; Magnoliopsida; Poales; Poaceae. The record is from RefSeq and is a predicted model, not a curated record.
CUUCCCAUUUGGAGCACGGAGCUCGAGCAGCAACAACCCACGCACAUUCAGCAGGCCACCCACCGCGCUCACCAGCAACCACCUCGCCGCAGAGUCCGGGAGCUCAGCCGCGGAUUCAGCAACCGAACAGAAGAGAAGUCUUCGGUUCGUCGGUCGUCGCGUCGAUCAACAAGGGAUGGAGAAGGCACGGCGCGAGCAUGUGAUCGGCAUCCCCGUGAGCAACAGGGCGUUCGGCAUCGAGGAGCCGGAUUUCCCGAGCAAAGCCAAGGGGGAUGCCUACCACGGCGGCGCCAGGAACCCUGCAGCCACCGCGGCGCGGGCUGGAAAAUUCGGCAGGAACGGAGACAGGGUCGCCCAGGGCCUGAAAGCACAUGUGACUCUCGGCCCAAAACUGUACGAGACCGUGAAGGGCAAGCUGUCGCUGGGGGCGAGGAUCCUCCAGGCGGGCGGCGUGGAGAAGGUCUUCCGGCGGUGGUUCCCCAUCGAGAAGGGCGAGAAGCUCAUCAAGGCCUCGCAGUGUUACCUGUCCACCACCGCCGGUCCCAUCGCCGGCAUGCUCUUCAUAUCCACCGAGAAGAUCGCCUUCCGGAGCGACCGGGCGCUGGCGCUGACCUCCCCCAGCGGCGACACGGCGCGGGUGCCGUACAAGGUCACCAUCCCGCUGCGGCGGGUCAAGACGGCCAAACCCAGCGAGAACAGGCACCGGCCGGAGCAGAAGUACGUGCAGGUCGUGACCGACGACGGCUUCGAGUUCUGGUUCAUGGGGUUCGUCAGGUACCAGGUGUCCCUGCAGGAGCUGGAGAAGGCCAUUGCGCAGUCGCAAUGACCAGAGGGCUCAGUUUGGUCGGGCGUCGUGUUUUGUUGUGGUCGUCUGGUUCAUCUGGUGUUCAUAUGCAGUAGGCUUAAAAACUCUUGGUGGAUUGCUUGGCGUUUUUGGCAGUGGAGCAAGUCCGAUAUACAUGGUAGGAGAAAUUUAGGUCAAGAGAUUUGUGGUGUCGGGUAAUUCUGCUUUGGUGCCACGGCAAAAGUGUCUCCUAUGCGGUUUUACAAAUGGAAUGAAAAACAAAAAUGUUUGUGCAAUUCCUGGAAUGUGAGCUGAAUUCUGAUCA